Coffea eugenioides is the source of this 1738-nucleotide messenger RNA. Its product is annotated as probable protein phosphatase 2C 22. Gene Ontology annotation, molecular function: cation binding; protein serine/threonine phosphatase activity. Gene Ontology annotation, biological process: protein dephosphorylation. The transcript is spliced from 4 exons. The coding region runs from base 242 to 1420 and encodes 392 amino acids. Lineage: Eukaryota; Viridiplantae; Streptophyta; Magnoliopsida; Gentianales; Rubiaceae. The record is from RefSeq and is a predicted model, not a curated record.
UUUCCAUAACUUUCCGCCUAUAGAUACAGUGUAUCUAUAGAUUUCCCUAUUUGCCAAACCCUGCUCUAAACCCUAGCUACACCCCUUUCUUAAUUAUAACUUAAAUCCAUCGAAAAAAUUGGCAAAAUUUGGAAAGCCCUGGUUAUUCUACUCUAAUUGAACUAAAAAAUUAUCUUUGUGUUUUCUUUUUGAUUUCUAUUUAAUUGGUGAUUAGGGUUUUUGGAAAUGGUUGAAAAUCAGAAUGGAGGAGGGCAAAAAUAAUUGUAAUAUAGUUAAUGUCGGCAAUGGUGAUGGUAAAAGUAAGGAGAAUGGGAUCUCCGGCAGUGAAGGCCGCCCGCCCAACCCUCUGGCGGCCGUCUACCGCCAGUGCUUGAGUUCCGGCGACCCGCUUGGCGACGCUUCUUGUAAGAAGUCCCUGGUUCGACAUCCUUCCUUGCAGGUCAAGACAAGGAUGUUGGAUAUAUCUGUAGAAGGACUUAAUAUAAAUGAUUGUCCAGCAGAUUAUGUUCCUAGUCUUCGCUCUGGUGCAUGGUCAGACAUUGGUGUUCGCUCCUCAAUGGAGGAUGUGGUUGUUCGUGCUGACAAUUUUGUGCAUCAUUAUGGGUUGAAGGAUUCUGACCAAGGGCCUAGUGCCUUCUAUGCGGUUUUUGAUGGACAUGGUGGGAAGCAUGCAGCUGAUUUUGCAUGUGAUCAUUUACCAAGGUUCAUUGCAGAGGAUGAACACUUCCCUAGGGAGAUUGAGAGGGUUAUUUCGUCAGCAUUCCUGCAAACUGAUAAUGCUUUUGCUGAAGCUUGCUCUUUGGAUGAUGGUCUUGCCUCUGGUACAACUGCUUUGGCAGCUCUUGUUAUUGGGAGUUCAUUGGUGGUGGCAAAUGCCGGAGAUUGCCGAGCAGUUCUUUGUCGUCGGGGUAAAGCAAUUGAGAUGUCAAGGGACCACAAACCUCUUUGCUCCAAGGAGAAAAAGCGUAUUGAAGCUUCUGGAGGAUAUGUAUAUGAUGGAUACCUCAAUGGACAGCUCAAUGUUGCUCGUGCUUUGGGUGACUGGCACUUGGAUGGGAUGAAAGGCAGUAAUGGUAGCCCUCUCAGUGCAGAGCCUGAACUUAUGAACACUAUACUGACAGAGGAGGAUGAGUUUCUUAUCAUUGGCUGCGAUGGAAUCUGGGAUGUCUUUAUGAGUCAAAAUGCCGUGGACUUUGCUCGUCGAAGGCUUCAAGAGCACAAUGAUCCAGCGAUGUGCAGCAAGGACCUUGUUGAUGAGGCUUUGAAGAGAAAGAGUGGAGACAAUUUAGCUGUAGUUGUAGUAUGUUUCCAGCCACGGCCACCUCCUAACUUGAUUGUUCCCCGAGGGAGAGUACAUAGGAGUAUAUCUGCCGAAGGUCUAAAGGAAUUGCGAACUUUCUUGGAUCAAUUGGAUGCAUGAGAUGGUGGUGAAGGUGUCCUUAUUCUCGUCUUUCUGCCUCCAUCUCACCCUUCCCCUCCCCUUCCCUUCCAUAUUUUUACAUCUAAACCAGUCUUUUUUGGCUUUAUUUCCUCUCUAUUUCUCAGUCUAUGGAUUUUACUUUGUUUAUUGUACCUGUUAGGUUAUGUGAGAGGAUGUAUCGUCCAACUGUAACAUAUGCGGCAGGAACACAAUUUUUGUUGUUUAUUUCCCCUCGAGCACACAUUGUGUUAAGUUAGUGAUCUUCAGGAUACAUUGAUAAUGGAAUUUGUUUGAACAUUUUGUGGAGUCUUUUUGCUA